Molecule: messenger RNA, 345 nt
Organism: Penicillium manginii
Lineage: Eukaryota; Fungi; Ascomycota; Eurotiomycetes; Eurotiales; Aspergillaceae
Exons: 1
Coding region: 1-345 (114 amino acids)
Source: RefSeq, a predicted model, not a curated record
AUGGCUCUCAAUCUAGGUCACAGGAUUGAUCCGCGGGUUCGACGUGCCACUUCUCAGGUAGGACGCUGUGCUGCUGCGUCCCAACACGCUCAGCGUGGGGUCUUCAGUGAUCUGGCUGACGGGUGGGUGCACUUUGGUGGCUUGAGCUGCAGCUUGGGCUUCCUUAUUGCUCUCGCUGCGUCACUCGUCAUUAUCGGUUUUGCCUUUGUCUUUUCGAGAGAUACCUUCCUCAAUCACCUCCGGGUGGUUUGGGCUGAUAUUCUUUUCGAAUCGUUUGAGGGAAUGCUGGACGACAUGGCCUACUCACGGGUUGAUGCUUUGCUCGAGGAUUUGUUGGCGUGUUGA